AUGGCUACCCAAGCUGAUGAUGCUACGGCAUCCCAGGCCAACAUUGGAGAUGCGGGCCUCAGGGAGCAUGUUCACGACGAACUCGACAAGAUCCAGCGACAGAGCUCUACAGCGACCGUGUUUCCCGAACCUCUACGAGAAAGCGAUAGCGAAGAUUCCGACGACGAAGACAAUGGCCCGGCUCAAGCACCACCGAUGUUCAUGAACAUGAACCAGAGCAUAUACGGGCUUAUCGCACAGGCUAGCAACCGCGUCGACUUCAACGAUCGCUUCGACGGAAUGAGCAGCGACGAAGAGGGCGAAAGUUCACAAAAUACCCACACAGAAAGUAUCGCGCGGACAUCGAUCUUGCAACCUGCGGGCAAAGGAAAAGACAAGGUUCACAGACGAAGGAAGCUUUCAGAGCACAAACUUUUGCGAUCAUUACCUGCGUUACCCAAACUUCGCUCUCGACAUAAAUCUCAGCACUCUACUUUACCUGCCCCUGAAGAAGUCGCUGAUGAGGCAGAUGACGAGCACGGUGACGGCGGCUUAUUACCAGCACCUGCCCUUACUUUAACACGACAAGAUACACAAGACCGCUUGGCACCUGUCAUGAGCAGAAUGUUGGAGGCCAAAGCAGACUUAUCUAUAAGACCGAGCUUCGAUCUUGACAGGCUAUCAUCUGAUGUUAGUCGAUCCAGCGAUGGCGACGAGGUGUCGGCCCUUUCCAGGAAGUUGAAGGAGAUCUUUGAGUUCGAUGAGUAUGAACAGGUUAUUGAAGAAUACCCAUGCUGGCUAUUACAGAGUGUCCUUCUCCAGGGAUACAUGUACAUCACAUCAAAACAUAUCUGUUUCUACGCAUAUCUUCCUAAGAAGACGCACGAGGCUGUCAAGUCGGGAUACCUAUCAAAAAGUGGCAAACGCAACCCAAGCUACGCAAGGUUUUGGUUUCGACUCAAGGGUGAUGUUUUGACCUAUUACAAAACAGCGACGGAUGUCUACUUUCCCCAUGGACAGAUCGAUCUGCGGUACGGCAUCUCAGCAAGCAUCGUUGACACAGACAAAGAAGCUCUUCAUUUUGUCGUUGAGACACAUCACCGAACAUACAAGUUCAAGGCCGAUAGUGCUCCAAGUGCAAAGGAAUGGGUUAAGAGCCUUCAGAGAGUCAUCUUUCGAAGUCACAACGAUGGCGACAGCGUCAAGAUCUCGUUACCGAUCAAGAAUGUCAUGGACAUUGAGGACACACAGAUGAUUUCAUUCGCAGAUACUUGCAAGAUUCGUGUCAUCGACAACGACGAGACUUACGCCAUUGAUGAGUACUUUUUCUCCUUCUUUAGCUUUGGCAAGGAAGCCAUCAAUGUCCUCAAGAUUCUGAUCGAGGAUUCGUCUGGGGCCCGCUCGGCGGAACGAGUGAUAACCGGAGAUGACCAUGAUAGUUCGCAGCCUUCGUCCGGACACGCUUCCAAGGCAGCAAGCAAACGCGCUCCCAGUAAAUUGAGCACAGGAAAGCUACCAGAUACCGUCAAAGCAACAUUGGCACCGAUGUCACCUCUAUCGCCUCGUUCGCCAAGUCAGCUAAGCCCUCGUGCAAGUAUGGACGCACCACGAUCGAGCUUUGACGGCUUCAGGCGAUUUGGAAAGAAGAGUUUAGAUAUAACGAGCUCCGUUGGAGAUCACAGUCCUCGAAGGAGUUUUAGUGGAAGACGUUCAACGAGCCAUCAACAUCGACAAGGCACCACAACCCCCAAGCAAGCACACGAUUCAGAAGACUCAUUCCUCCAGUCGUCAGUCGAGAACCCGAGUAUCUCUACUCUGUCGCCAUCUUCUUACGAUGAACCGUCCGCAAGUCAGAUCCUUCAAGGAAGUGAUGUCUUCCACAGCCCCAUGAUGCGUCGAUCCGCCUCAGCUUCAAGAAAGCGCGAUCAAUCUGGCAAACGAACGCCUCGCAGCUCCAGCGCCCACGGAGACCGCCAUCACGGUCUUCCUCACGCUGCGACGACAGGUGCCAUACAUAAAAUGGGAGACGAGCAAGCCGAUUCUCAGCGCCCUGUGACCCCAACACUCAACAGUAUUACCAAGAUUGGCGCCUAUCCUUUACAGCGAGCCAACGCCUUUGCCGAGUACUUGAGCCGCACAAGUCAACGUAUGGGAUCUAUGUUUGCAACUGAGUCCUUAGGCUAUGUGGAGAAGGUGCACGGCAUGUGGAAGGGGGAGCAUCGACAUUACGAUGAGCCGCAAGAGCUUCGGACAGACGACGACGGUGAAGACAUCGAUUCUGAGGCAGAUGACAAGAUGCAAACGACGAUAGAUCGAUUCCGAGCGCAUUUCGCCCUGCCCGAGUCCGAGAAGCUUGUCGCGACAUACUUUGGAGCCAUUUUCAAGGUUUUGCCUCUGUACGGCAAGUUCUACAUUAGCGACCGCUCGUUCUGCUUCCGGAGUUUGUAUCCUGGAACGAGGACAAAACUCAUUCUUCCGCUGAAGGAUAUUGAGAACGUUCACAAGGAAAAGGGAUUCCGGUAUGGCUACUACGGUCUGACAGUUGUCAUUCGUGGUCAUGAAGAGCUUUUCUUCGAGUUUAGAAAACCUGGCCUUCGAGACGACUGUGCAGUGACCUUGCAUCAGCUCAUGGAAACUAACCGUUUCCUUGAGCAGUCUGGCAUUCUUGAUCAAGAAGAGCAAGAUGAUGAAGAAGCUGCUGCUGCCAUGGCGGAACGCGAUGAACUGCAAGAAGCAAGGCAAGAUGAGUUUGUUGAUCACGAGCUGAGACUACCUCGCACGACAUCUGGCGUCUCUAAUGCUCCUACAAUCCUCUUUGACAACCCCAAUUCGUCAGGCCUUGCAUUCAAGCCGCAAAAGUCGAUGAAGAUUACAUGCCUCACCAUUGGAUCACGAGGUGAUAUUCAGCCUUAUAUCGCACUUUGCAAAGGUCUCCUCGCUGAGGGUCACAAGCCACGUAUUGCGACCCACGGUGAGUUUCAAGAAUGGGUUGAGAGCCACGGCAUCGAGUUUGCACGAGUUGAAGGAGACCCCGGGGAGCUGAUGCGCCUGUGUAUCGAGAACGGAACAUUCACUUGGGCUUUCCUCCGAGAAGCAAACUCGACAUUCCGAGGAUGGCUUGACGAUUUGCUGGACUCUGCGUAUACCGCCUGCGAGGGUUCUGAUCUAUUGAUCGAGUCUCCAUCUGCGAUGGCGGGUAUUCACAUCGCGGAGAAGCUCGAAAUUCCCUACUUCCGAGCGUUCACUAUGCCUUGGACUAGGACACGAGCAUAUCCUCACGCUUUCAUUAUGCCUGAGCACAAAAUGGGAGGAGCUUUCAACUACAUGACUUACGUUAUGUUCGAUAACAUCUUUUGGAAAGCUACUGCCUAUCAAGUGAACCGAUGGAGGAAUAAAACACUGGGCCUCCCCAGCACCAGUCUUGAGAAGAUGCAACCUAACAAGGUGCCUUUCCUGUAUAACUUUAGCCCGAGCGUGGUUGCUCCGCCUUUGGACUUUUCAGAUUGGAUCAGGGUAACAGGAUACUGGUUCCUUAACGAGGGCGGUGGUGAUUGGAAGCCACCUCAAGAAUUACAGGACUUUAUCGCUAAAGCCAGAGCGGAUGGAAAGAAGAUUGUCUAUGUCGGUUUUGGCUCAAUCAUCGUCAAGGAUCCCGCCAAGAUGACACAGGAGGUCAUUGACGCGGUCCUCAAGGCCGACGUGCGAUGCAUCCUCUCCAAGGGUUGGUCCGAUCGCAUUUCGCCCAAGGACGAUCCAUCCAAACCCCCGCCUGACGAGCCAGUAAUUCCUGCAGAGAUCCAUGUGAUCACCUCAGCGCCGCACGACUGGCUGUUUAGUCAAAUCGACGCAGCUGCGCAUCACGGUGGUUCCGGAACAACGGGUGCUAGUCUACGAGCUGGUAUCCCGACCAUCAUCCGUCCUUUCUUCGGCGACCAGUUCUUCUUUUCGACACGUGUUGAGGACUUGGGUGUUGGAGUUUGUGUCAGGAAAUGGGGUACCAACAGUUUCGGUCGAGCCCUCUGGGAAGUGACGCGUAACGAGCGCAUGAUCGUGAAGGCUCGCGUUCUUGGUGAACAGAUCCGUAGUGAAUCCGGUGUCGACAACGCCAUUCAGUGUAUCUACCGCGAUCUGGAGUAUGCCAAGAGUCUCAUCAAGCGCAGGGCGGGCAAGAACAACGCAGAGCACGGCCUUGCCGAAGAUGAUGAUGAUACUGAAGAAAGUUGGACGUUUGUCGGAAGAGACGAACCUGACCCCGAUGCUGUAACGAAGAAACUGAGUGAUGGUCUAGCUGGCCUUGGGGCGGCAGGUGAUCGACCGCUGCCGUUGGGAAGCCAAGCGCCCACAGCAGCAUGA
Molecule: messenger RNA, 4332 nt
Organism: Fusarium pseudograminearum CS3096
Lineage: Eukaryota; Fungi; Ascomycota; Sordariomycetes; Hypocreales; Nectriaceae
Exons: 4
Coding region: 1-4332 (1443 amino acids)
Biological process (GO): carbohydrate metabolic process
Molecular function (GO): hexosyltransferase activity; UDP-glycosyltransferase activity
Source: RefSeq, a predicted model, not a curated record